Messenger RNA from Aspergillus sclerotioniger CBS 115572, 1213 nucleotides. RefSeq lists its product as uncharacterized. NCBI's taxonomy places the organism in Eukaryota, Fungi, Ascomycota, Eurotiomycetes, Eurotiales, Aspergillaceae. The record is from RefSeq and is a predicted model, not a curated record. The transcript is spliced from 7 exons. The coding region runs from base 1 to 1128 and encodes 375 amino acids.
AUGAUCGUCACCAUUGAACAUCAUCUCGGGCUCUCAGAUAAUGUCCACCAACGAGCUAUCCAUUUCCUUCGUUCCCCCAGCGCCGUGCUGGCGGCGGCCAUUGCUCUGCCCUGUGUAGGAACUUUCAGUGUAUGUGUCCGACUUGCUCUUCGCUGGAAGAUGGAGAGAUCUAUUGGAGUCGACGAUUGGUUGAUCCUGGCAGCACUAGUCUUUGUCAUUGGCAUGGGCGCUGUUCAAAUAUACGGCGUGGUCGAAGAUGCAUUGGGCUACCCAACUCCACCCUUUGCUAGCGAAGAGGCCGAGUUGACUGAACUUUCCAGCGCCCAGAGAAUAGUCGAAUUGGUUGAUUGGAUUACUUGGGUCUUGAUGACCCCAGCCAACGGCCUCAUUAAAUUGAGCUCUCUCUUUCUUUACCGGCGUAUAUUUGCGGUGGGUCAUGAGAGGGUCUUUGGGAUGGUGAGCUGGGCUCUGAUCGGCCUGUGCGCGCUCUGGACGCUCGCCUUCUUCUUUGCGACUAUCUUCGGUUGUGGACGACACUUAGCAUAUCCGUGGGGGCCACUGGGGGAAAUUGGCAGCUGCAACACUAAUGCACGCCUGGAGGCGAUGAUGAUAACGGACCUGAUUACUGAUGUGCUCGUCUGGGUCCUACCAGUACCAAUGGUCUGGCGGACGCAAAUGAAAUUCGAGCGCAAAGUAGCCGCGACGAGCGUUCUCCUGCUAGCCACCAUAUCGCUGGCCGCUGCUGUUGUGCGACUCAUUGUUCAGGGACAGAUUAGCAACGGGGGAUAUGCCGCGCAUACUGACGUGGACCAAACCCUGACAAUUCUUCUGUACUGGAGCAUGAUCGAAUCCGGUCUAGCAUUGAUUGCGUCGUGUCUCCCCACCAUGCGUCUCCAGACGGCCUGGAAAAAAGCCUGCUCAGCCUUCGUUCAGCGGCCGGAGAUGACCUUGCCCUCGUCGCAUGACAUGACCCCAGCAGAAGGCAGUGGCCGGAAAGGACGGAUGUCGAUCUCGCUGGGCUCCACCUUGGUGCAGCAAAAAAGCCACUCGUCGCAAUUUGUCCCACUUAUCGAAGUGGGCCGGUUCAAGGGCCACGGCAGUGAUGAGGAGGCGGGCAGGGCAACCUAAGGUCCUAAACAGCCAUCUUCUUAACCAUGUACAUAUCUAGUAGAUACUACUAUGGCCUUGUAGCUAGCGGGAUUACUUGAGGGCG